AUGGAUAUAACGUGGUUAGGUAUAUACGCUAUUUUUUCCUUUAUAAUUCAGACAUCCUUGAAAGUUUUCCUAUUUCCCUACAUAAGCAUUCCUAUGAUAGUAUGUACUGAUUCAAAUGAUAAUUCAAAAAAAAAUAAUUCUCAAAUAAUUAAAAGUACUGAUGCAUUAGUUGAAAAUAUAACAGAAAUAAUAUACUACCUAGAAAAUGUAAAUAAUUAUGUGAUAGAUUAUAAUAAAGAAUUAUUUUUAAAAUUAGAAUAUUUAAUACAACAUGAUAAUACCUUAUAUGAUUCCUUUGAGCAUAAUGAAAAAGUACUAAACCAAAUAUAUCAAUAUUAUGAAGAUGUAUUAAAUAGAUAUAGUACAAAUUUAAAAACUCUAAAGGAUGAUAAAAUUAAUAUAUUUAAUGAAAUUGUUACAAAUAUUCAAAGUGAAAAUAAAUAUUAUACACAUUUUAUUUAUAAAAAUAUUCUUUCUAAAAUUGAUUUAAUUAGUGAUAUGAAUAAAAAGAAAAUAGACAAAGAUAAAGAAAAAAACAUCAAGAGUAUCACACAUAAUUUAGAAAUGUUUAAGAACAAAUUAUUGAAUAUAAAAAAAAAUAUUAGGGGUGUAAUAAUUGAAAACUCUGAAAAUAUAAAAAAAGCUAAUGAAGAAAAUAUCCAACAAAUUGAAAGUCAAGCAUAUCAAUACUUACAUGGAAACAGUAAAUAUGACACAUUCUCACGGUAUAUCAUAAAUGAUUUUUUAUUGAAUGAUAAAAAAAUUAAUAUAAUAAAUUAUGAAAAUGAUUAUUUUUUUAAAAACAAUUUUAUGUACUUUAAUUUCUUAUCAAAUUAUAUAAAAGAAAAAAAAAAUAGUGAUACUAAUACACAAAAAAACAAUUUUAAUAUUUAUAUAUAUUUAAAAGAAACACUGAUACAAGAAAUAGAAUCAUCAUAUCAUAAUUAUUAUGUAAUACCCGAUCUACAUAUUAUUGAUGUUAUAAUAAAAAAUGCUAAUAAGAUAAUGGAAAAAGAAAACAAAAAAAAUAAUCCUUAUACAUAUGUUUUAGUAUGUAUCGAUAAUUAUAUUGUUAAAUAUAAUAUUUUAUCUAGUAAUAUAUAUCUAGAUAUGGAACCACAUAUUAAAUCCCUUUUUACCAGCAAAAGAGCUAACGAUAUAGAUGCUAAGAAAAUGGAAAAUAUACUCUUAAAUAUUAAAAAACAAAAUCAAAAAAAUUACACAACUACAAUUUUUGAAAAUGAGUUUUAUCAAAAUUUAGUACCAAAUGAAAAUGAUAAUAUUCAAAAUAAUAAUUCAGAACUAAGAAAAGACAUCGACUCUAAUCAAUAUAGUAAUCCAAAAACAUACUAUUUUAUGAAAAAAAAUAUUUUUUUUGAUUCUAAAAAACAAUAUUAUAAAAAAUUUUUGUCAUAUUAUGCAUACGAAGAAAUAUUUAACAUUUUAUGUAACAACAGUUCUGCAUGUAGUUCUGAUAUUAUUAAUUCCAUUAAUCGUGUAAAUAGAAGUACAUUUGUUAUAAAAAUGCAUCUAAAAUUGAAAAACGAACUAAAGAAAUUUAUUCAGAAGCAUCUAACGGAGUUAAAAGAUGUUAAAAAAUGUCAAUCUGAUUCCCCAUCGACAAUUGAGAAUCACAAUAAUGAAAAUAAUCAAGACAAUUCUACUAGUGACAACACUAGAGACAAAUACAACACAUCAUGCUUCAAAAAACAAAGUGAAAAAAUGCCCAAUGAAGAUGGCAGUUUUAUAAAUAUGGAAAACAUCAGCGACUUUUUAAAAACAUAUUAUAUUUCUUAUCAUAAAUCAUUUAAAACUGCAAAUAGAAAACAUAUUUAUUCUUUAUUAUCCCAUAUUUUUGAAAGUUAUUUAAAUAAUAAAAACUCAGAUUCUAUUCGCGAAAAAUAUAAACACAUAGAAAAUGCCAACAGUAUAACAUUGCACUAUUUGGGUGUCUUACCAGAAAUCAUAAAAGUUUACAAAACGUUCAACUAUUGUGAAUCUCUUUAUCAAUUGGGCAUUACGUAUCUCAUGGAUAAUUUAAAAAAUGCAGAAAAUGGCAAAGAAAAUGGCGAAGAAAAUACCAAACCUGACGAAAAUGGCAAACCCGACGAAAUAAGUAAAGAAAUCACUUUUUUAAAAAACCAUAAUGAGAAAUAUAUGGAAAUGUUUCAAAACCAUUUAAACUCAGAAAUAAAAUUCAUUAAUUUUUUUGAGUUUUUAAUUCGAGAAAAAAUAGCUUUUAUACAUGAAGAAAAUGAAUUUUUAAAAUUGUAUAUAUAUUAUGGUAAAAAAGAAUUACCACAAUUACCCCAUACUCCCUUAUUUUCAAGUUGUAGAACAAUAAUAAAAAUAGAAGUAUUACGUGAUGUAAACACAAAACAAAUAAUAUAUUCAAGUAGGUCUUUUUUUUUAGAAACAUUAAUAACCUUAAAAGAAUAUAAAGUCAAAAAUAAAAGUGCAUAUAUAGUUAUUGAAACAUCCGAUGAAAAUAGUACUAUCAAAAAAAGAUUAAAACUAGAAAUGUUAUAUAAAAUAUCACCCUUUUCACAUAUUAAUGCAUAUAUUAUUUCAAAUGAUGGGGUCGAGACUGUUUAUCAUAAGGGAAAUGUAUAUCAACGAUCUGCUAGUGAUAUUAAAGAUGUUAUCAGUGAUAUACGUAAUGAUUUUUUAAAUGUUAUUUUACCACAACAUAAUAUGUUUGAUUUGAUUGAUAAUUACAUAUAUAUUAUUAUAUGUUUGAAAAAUGAAAACUGCUAA
This is a messenger RNA of Plasmodium vinckei vinckei, 2757 nucleotides long. Its product is annotated as conserved Plasmodium protein, unknown function. The transcript has 3 exons. The record is from RefSeq and is a predicted model, not a curated record. Lineage: Eukaryota; Apicomplexa; Aconoidasida; Haemosporida; Plasmodiidae. Bases 1 to 2757 code for a protein of 918 amino acids.